CUAGUUUUAGUGUCAGUUAUUUGUGGUGUUUAUGUGCAUGAUUGUUUAUCUGAAAUGUAUUAUUUCCCUUCUCCUCCUCCUCCUCCUCAAACAAUAGUGAAUAAAGAAUUAUCUCAACGCACUCAAUCAGCUUUUCUAAUGAAGCGGCAUUAAGAAACUCCUCCCGUGGAAGAACUCUGGAAAGACUGCUAUAAUUCCUGGCAUUAAAAGAUAUGAGGAAAAGCUCAUCUUCCUUGGGAAACUGCAACAUUAUUGCUAACAAAAUAUUUGGAAUUGCGCUUGAUGAGCUGCAGCAAGAAGGACAACCAGAUCAUGAAGUCCCUUUAAUAGUUCGCCAUAUUGUCGACUAUAUUGAGGUGCAUGGAGGUCUGGAGCAAGAGGGACUGUUUCAAGUUAAUGGGAAUGCAGAGACUGUAGAGUGGCUUAGGCAAAGAUAUGAUAAUGGUGAAGAGGUGGAUCUGGUCAAAGAAGCAGAUGUGCCAUCUGCUAUUAGUCUGCUGAGAUAUUUUCUUCAAGAACUUCCCCAACCUGUAAUUGUUCGAAGCCUACAUGUUCACUUUAUGCAGAUUUCUCAAGACUAUGAUAAUGAAGAUGAGUUUGUUAGAAAAUUGAAAUACCUCCUACAACAGCUUCCACCUUUGAAUUACAGCUUGCUUAAGUUUCUGUGUAGAUUUCUAGCUAACGUAGCUACACAUCAUGAAGAUAUUUGGCCCACUAGUGCGCUGGCAGCUGUCUUUGGACCAGAUAUCUUUCAUAUUUACACUGAUGUUGAAUACAUGAAAGAACAAGAAUCGGUCAGUAGAAUAAUGAUUGGACUCCUAGAAAAUUACUAUGACUUUUUUGAAACUGAGGAAGAAGAUUUGUCAUCAACUAAUGAUUUAAGUUCUAUUACUGAACAGCUAAAUGAUUUAGAUGAUGUGCAGCUAGAAGAAUCUGCUGAAGAGUGUCGUGAAGAAACCCAUGAGGAAGAUCCUGACAUUGUGCGUUUGGAGAUGUCAGAGGAAAUGUUGGAAUCAAGUAGUGUAGUGGCAUCCACAAGGGAGGAUACUAUAGAAGAUGAUGCUAGCACCCAGUAUGGCCAUGGUAGUUCUCAUUCUGUAAUUUGUCCUUAUAUUGAAUACUGUGAUUCGCCUUCAGAAUCAGAUGUGAAAGCUCCUUCUUUUCAAGGAGAAGAUAUGAAACGGGUGGCAGAUAUAUUGUUGGAAAUGACUGAUGAAGACACUGAAGAUGACGGUUUUAUUGAUGAAGAAAAUGAUAUUGGAAGUGACAGAAAUGAUGAAUCGUUUGAGUGUGAUACAGAUCUUCUUGAAGCUAUGGAUUCAAGUACAGGAUGUGAUUAUAAUGCAAAUUCAGAACGGCAAACAUUGAAACCUGGAAAUGUUUCUUUGAGAGGAGAAGCUGCUAGCAUUCACCAUUUGGAGUUAAGAAAUAUUUCAGAUGUUGACCAGGAAGAACCAUUUCCUGACUUCAAAGCAUGGCAAGGUGACACUGAAUAUGGGGAAGCUCAAAUCUCCCCACAAGCAGCUAGAAUGAAUUUUCGGGUCGAAGAUGAUGUCAAUCCAGUUCUCUCGCAUCGUUCUUUAGAUUUUGGACAGAGUCAGCGUUUUUUCCAUAAUCCAGAUGCAUUAGAUUCAUCAUCCAAGACUCUUUAUGUUCGGGCAAGAGGAGCUUCUUACAAAGAUGAAAAAAAGACUGAAAAGACACCACAUCAAUUAAUGAGGAAGUUGCACAGGAAAAUUCGGCUAUAUGAAGAGCAAUUUGAAAGUGAGAAGAAUUUUAAGCCUACAUACAGCGACAUUGCUGCAAAUCCAAAAGUUCUAAAGUGGAUAACAGAACUUACAAAACUCAAAAAGCAAGUAAAAGAUGCAAAGCACAAAAACACUGAUGCUGAAUAUUUACCUCAAACACGUCCACGCAGCAACACGCUUCCAAAAAGUUUUGGAUCCUCUCUUAACCAAGAAGAAGAGGUUGUCGAGGAGCACACAUCUGAAAAGAAGCCAAGUCAAGAAGCAACACUAGAGUUUAUUAUGAAGAGACUAAAGGAAAAACGAACUGAAAAGGGCAUGCCAGAAGAAAUGAAUGUGAAAAUGACUAAAGAUAACCUUGCAGAAGAAAAGACAUCCCUUCAGAAGAGCUUGCUGUAUUACGAAAGUUUGCAUGGUCGUCCGGUGACUAGAGAGGAAAGACAAAUUGUGAAACCGUUAUAUGAUCGGUAUCGUCUCGUGAAGCAGAUGCUGGCACGUGCAAGCAUUACACCAAUCCUUGGAUCACCUUCAUCAAAACGCAGAGGUCAGAUGUUGGCUCCUAUCAUUGAAGGAGAAACCUCCCAUUUUUUUGAUGAAAUUAAGGAGGAAGAAGAAGAAAGUGGCAAUGUGUCUUCCGACUGCAGUGACAUUAUAAUUCCCUCUAUAAAUAUACAGUCAUUUCCAAACACAGAAGAAAGUAUUGAAAAUGAAGAUUUAGGACAAGAUAAACUAACAAGAGAAACAAGGUUAUCCAGUUCUAGGACAACUCCAGUGUCAGAAUUACUUGAACAACUUUGGAAAGCUAGAGCUGAAAAAAAGAAAUUACGAAAAUCUUUACGUGAAUUUGAAGAUAAUUUUUAUCAACAGAAUGCAAGGAAUGUGCAAAAAGAUGACCGUGCACCCAUGUUAGAAGUUUACAGAGAGUAUAAAAAAAUUAAAGCCAAACUUAGGCUUUUGGAAGUUCUGAUCAGCAAACAAGAGUCUUCAAAAUCUGUUUAACUAAUCCAGUUAGGAAAAUGAAGUACAGUACUCCAAUAGUACUCUGCAAUAUUGAGAAUGCAACAUUUAUGCACUUUACUUUUGUGCCACUGCAGAAUAUUUAAUGGCACACUGUAAUAGUUUUUUUUCUUUCAAUAGGACAGUAUACUUUUAAUCUUAACAUUUGAAGAACUUUUGGAAUUUCCUGUAUUGUUUUCAGUGGUUUUUGUAAUUUUAAAGUAAUUUAGUCUUGAAAGUGCUCAUAAUUUCUUUUCUUGUAAAGAAAUAAGAGCGGGGGGAAAAAACAACACGUAUUUCAUCCAGAAUACCAAAACAACGCUGAAACACCUCAUAGAAGGCCACUGUGGAGCAGUAUUUUGCUUGACGUAAUAUUUCACAUUGCAUACAUUUCUUUAAAAAAAAAAAAAAAUGAAGAAUUUCAGAAAAAAAAAAUGUUUUGUGUUUUUGUUUUUUUUUGUUUGUUUUUUUUUUAAUUCUGUUGGCUGAUGUUAAGGCACUGACAAACCAGAUCAGAGCUUGGAAAAUAACCCUUUGUGAACCUGGAGAACUUUUUUUGUACAUAUAUCACAUUGUGACUCCCAUUAAUUUGUUAUGUCUAAAGGAAAUGAUGCUUCAUUACUUUUUGUCUGAUAAUGUCUGAGCAAUUUAACGUUCUUAAAUAUCUGUGUGCGCCUGGUAAUAGUCAGAAGCAAACUGUGCCGAGUCAGUAUGAAAAGGGCUAACAUUUAAACACAUUGUAAACCUUAUAAUCUUAUAGUUACGUUUCACAUCACAUUUAACUAACCACAAGUAAAAACAAAUGUGCAGAUAAGUGUAAAAUAAAACCUUUACUCGAUUUACCUUAAAGUUUAAAAACACUGUCUAAUAUGUUUUUGAAAGUAUUUUAACCCAUGAAAUACAACAAUGCACUUAAAAGCAAUUUUAUUCUGGUUGUUUAAAAAAUUGUAAUUAAACUCUACCAUAUUUUAGCACUUC
Messenger RNA from Bombina bombina (fire-bellied toad), 3719 nucleotides. RefSeq names its product family with sequence similarity 13 member B (gene FAM13B). The record is from RefSeq and is a predicted model, not a curated record. Bases 213 to 2744 code for a protein of 843 amino acids. The transcript is spliced from 20 exons. NCBI's taxonomy places the organism in Eukaryota, Metazoa, Chordata, Amphibia, Anura, Bombinatoridae. Gene Ontology annotation, biological process: signal transduction.